This is a messenger RNA of Cloeon dipterum, 1014 nucleotides long. RefSeq lists its product as uncharacterized. The record is from RefSeq and is a predicted model, not a curated record. NCBI's taxonomy places the organism in Eukaryota, Metazoa, Arthropoda, Insecta, Ephemeroptera, Baetidae. The transcript has 3 exons. The coding region runs from base 42 to 989 and encodes 315 amino acids.
UACCGUUUCCAAAAUCAAAGAAAGUUUCGACCUCCGCUAAAAUGGUAGAGCAGAGUGCUGAUAAAAUCAACGACCUGCACUUGCGUCUUAUCGUGCCUCAAGAAGGAGAAAGACGCCGAUCACUGAAGAAGAUGAAGCCGGAAAAAGUGGACGUGCAUCUGUCAAUGUCGAAGAAUCCCAACACCGGGCAAAACACGAUUACUAUUGGCUCAAUGGUGAACAAAAAAUGGACCGACAUGAGCCUUUGCCGAGAGACAGAGUGGUGGAACCGGCUUCACUACGUACCCGAGCGAUAUCGCACACGACCCGAAGAGGCAAAAAUUAGCUGUCGCAGCUUCCAGGAUGAACUGAUCAAUAGGAGCUACUUGAAAAAUUUGGCUCAUCGCCCUCCCCGUCAAGAGAAGCAGGCCGACGACAGACCCACUUUCCAUCCGGAGAUCAACAGGAGGAGCAUAAGAUACAGCGGCGAGAGUUCCUGGUGGGAAAGACUGAGCCGACCCUCUUGGAUUCAGGCCGAUCUGCUGCGGGAGCGCUUUAGAGACAAGUGUAAAUCGGACGGCGGCUCGUCGCUGAACCUGAGCUCCCUCUUGGAUUCAACUUUGGAUCAUCUAUCUGAGGAUUCGAUUGAGAAUUCUCUUGACGUUGAGGCUGCUCCCGAGGAGAGCGAAUUGGACCUUGGAUAUCGUGCGUUUGCGGAGGGAAUACAGCAACGAAAGCAGUCGACAGCCAGAGAGGAAAAAAUCGCAGAAAAUGAUACAGAAGAACUUUUGAAAAGCUCCAUUUCGGACGAGCCUGACGCUGUUGAGACCGAUGAGCUGGAAAAUGCCAUUCUUGAGACUUCUGCUGAUGAUAAUGUGUCUGGAGAAAAGGAAAAGUUUGCCGAGGAUGAAGAUGCGGAAACUCAGAAAGAAAAUGAUGCUGGUGUUCCCAACGAUUUGGAACAAUCCGAGCAGGGCCUUGAUGAUGCUGAAAACGAAGCGGAAAGUUGAAUAAAUUCCAGAGAAGAGAGAAAAA